Sardina pilchardus (European sardine) is the source of this 2984-nucleotide messenger RNA. Its product is annotated as citrate synthase, mitochondrial. Lineage: Eukaryota; Metazoa; Chordata; Actinopteri; Clupeiformes; Clupeidae. The record is from RefSeq and is a predicted model, not a curated record. Gene Ontology annotation, cellular component: mitochondrial matrix. Gene Ontology annotation, biological process: citrate metabolic process; tricarboxylic acid cycle; carbohydrate metabolic process. Bases 131 to 1540 code for a protein of 469 amino acids. The transcript is spliced from 11 exons.
UGGGCCCUUGGUACCUUCUCUCAACCUUCACCGCGGCUACCAACUCAGGAGGGGCACCUUCAGAAAGCACUGGGUGCAGUAGUUAAGUGGCUUAUUAUUUACCUGCGUCGGCAUACCCCUCACAUUCACAAUGUCCCUACUGUCUGUAAGCAGGCUUGCGCCGAAGAUCCUGAAUCCUAAGAGUGCAGCUUGUGUCUUUGUGGCCGCAAGGAAUGCCUCUUCAUCAGCGAACCUGAAAGAUGUUCUGGCAGACCUCAUUCCAAAAGAACAGUCCCGCGUCAAGAACUUCAAACAGCAGUAUGGCAAAACCAACAUCGGCCAGAUUACGGUGGACAUGGUGUAUGGCGGUAUGAGGGGGAUGAAGGGUCUGGUGUACGAGACCUCGGUGCUGGACCCAGAUGAGGGUAUCCGUUUCCGUGGCUACAGCAUUCCAGAAUGCCAGCAGCUGCUACCCAAAGCACCCGGCGGGGCGGAGCCUCUGCCCGAGGGCCUCUUCUGGCUUCUGGUGACCGGACAGGUGCCCUCUGAAGAACAGGCAAGCUGGCUGUCCAAGGAGUGGGCCAAGCGGGCAGCGCUGCCCUCCCACGUGGUGACCAUGCUGGACAACUUCCCCACCAACCUGCACCCCAUGUCCCAGUUCAGCGCCGCCAUCACGGCCCUCAACAGCGAGAGCAGCUUCGCACGCGCCUACUCCGAGGGAGUCAACAAGGCCAAGUACUGGGAGUUUGUAUACGAGGACUCCAUGGACUUGAUUGCCAAGCUGCCGUGCGUGGCGGCGAAGAUCUACCGCAACCUGUACCGCGAGGGCAGCAGCAUCGGCGCCAUCGACUCGGGCCUCGACUGGUCCCACAACUUCACCAACAUGCUGGGCUACCCCGACGCCCAGUUCACCGAGCUCAUGCGCCUGUACCUCACCAUCCACAGUGACCAUGAAGGAGGAAAUGUCAGUGCCCACACCAGCCACCUGGUGGGCAGUGCCCUCUCUGACCCUUAUCUCUCGUUCAGCGCCGCCAUGAAUGGCCUGGCAGGACCUCUACACGGCCUCGCCAACCAGGAAGUGCUGGUGUGGCUGACGGCUCUGCAGAAGGAGAUGGGUGGAGAGGUGUCGGACGAGAAGAUGAGGGACUACAUCUGGAACACACUCAAGUCAGGAAGGGUGGUGCCAGGCUACGGGCACGCAGUGCUCAGGAAGACGGAUCCGCGGUACGCGUGCCAGCGCGAGUUCGCCAUGAAGCACCUGCCGAACGACCCCAUGUUCAAGCUGGUGGCGCAGCUGUACAAGAUCGUGCCGAACGUGCUCCUGGAGCAGGGCAAGGCCAAGAACCCCUGGCCCAACGUGGACGCCCACAGCGGGGUACUGCUGCAGUACUACGGCAUGACGGAGAUGAACUACUACACGGUGCUGUUCGGCGUGUCCCGUGCCCUGGGAGUGCUUGCCCAGCUGAUCUGGAGCCGAGCCCUGGGCUUCCCCCUGGAGCGCCCCAAAUCCAUGAGCUCCGACGGACUAAUGAAACUGGUGGGAGCCAGCAAGUCCGGCUAGAGGAGCAGGAGGAGGCGGAGGAAGACGGAGGAAGAUUGGGAAAGCGGAAGAGCGGAAGUUUGGGAUGGGGAGAGAAGGGAGACUGGGGCUUGUUUUCAAAAGGAGACCACAUCACUUUAAAGAACUCAAAAGAAGGGCCUUUACCACAGUUCCAACAGAUAGCUAACUUAUUGCUAACAGGGCAGUAGCUGAUGAUUAAACACGGAGGCAGUCAGAGUAGGUCUGUUUGUUUUUGUGGUGUUUGGGUCUUGGGGGGAGGGAGGGAGGGAAGAAGGGUAAUUAUUGAGGAAAUAUAGACUUUAACUUGGCAUAACAAAGAUAUUCAAAUGUACAGUUGAGAUAUGUUGCCGUUUAAGUUGGGGCACGGCAGAUGAAGACUAGUGUGGAUAACCAGUAAGGUAAUUUAAGAUCUUUUAAGGUGUAUGUUAAUGAACUGAGGAGGAUCCCGUUGGCCUUUUCAUCCCAGCUAAUAAUCAAAAAUGGCUGAUAUUUUUGUUUUGUUUUGUCCAUCUGUUUGUUUUGUUUGGUCUUGUCCCACCUAGGUUUGGCAUUUUAGGAUGUACAUUUGUUUGAUCUUUGUCCUCCCAGAGUGUAAUAGAAGCUCCCCUUUUUUGUUUUAUUUCUGGGUGGGUAUGGGAGGGUGAUUGUAUUUUCCAGCUCCAAGUGGUUCUGUCUUGACUUAACCCUGGGAAUUCUCGAAAAUAAUCUUUUUUUUUUUUUUUUAAGAAAAAAACGUAAAAAAAAAACCCUGGGCACUGAAACAUUACCGCUUGCUCUUUUAAGCCCUAAUUAGAAACUGGAAGCCCCUAGCAAUGUGUAGCAUCCUCUAUACGGCCUGCGUAAGCAAUACGACGAGCGGUGUGUGUAUCAGCAGUGGCUCGCCACAGCACUAUCAGAGCGAUGUGAUGGCCACAAAUUCCUCCCUUUAAAAUGAAUGUAUAGCAGAAUAAGAACACCUUCUGUUAUGGGAAAACUGGGAAAACCACUUUUAAUUUGUACCGCAAAGAAAAGAAAGAAUAAUACACUCCAAAAAAACAAAAGGUCUUUUUUUUUUUUUUUUUUGUCAUUGUUAUAUAACCACUCGUAUUCAACAAAGCAGCCCCAAAACAUAUGGAAAACCCCAGCUCCUGAACAGAUGUGUGUGUGCGCGUAUGUGUGUGUGUGUGUGUGUGUGUGUGUGUAUGCACUGCUGCCCAGCCAGGUGCUAUAUCCAACCAGGUAUUUAGGAAACCCUAUUCGUCCCAUUCAACAUGCAUAGUGGGUCUUGUCCAUGGGACAGCUUGGGAUUCAGGUUUCACCUUUAACAGAAGAUGUAGAUAUCCGCACACCCCUCACAUUUCAUUAAAUGCUACUAAUAAAAACAUGACACGUUCAACAAGAGAUCAAAGGCCUGCAAAUGCCUCCUGGAUAUAACUAUAAAUGAAGAUCUGUAUUUUAAGUUGAA